Zychaea mexicana is the source of this 846-nucleotide messenger RNA. RefSeq lists its product as uncharacterized. The transcript is spliced from 5 exons. Lineage: Eukaryota; Fungi; Mucoromycota; Mucoromycetes; Mucorales; Lichtheimiaceae. The record is from RefSeq and is a predicted model, not a curated record. Bases 1 to 846 code for a protein of 281 amino acids.
AUGAACGAAGCUGUGUACGACCGCGUACGUGAACGAGUCAAAGAAUACAACCUAAGCGAACAAGAAAUCAAGGCAAUUGACACUGCCCGACAGCAACUGAACACUCACACCAGUUUGGGUGGUAUGACGGGUGGCCUUGUGGCCUACUUCCUCGGUAAACGAAAACAAUUUAAACCAUUGCAAGUUUUUGCUGUUGCUGCUGGUGGUUUCCUAAUUGGUUCCCAAAUGGGUCUUGUUUCUGGUUCUUUGGCCGGUGUAAAGACAAUCAAACAAUUGCCGGAUCCACAACGUCUUGUAAACCUUGUGCGCGACGUACAAAAGGAAAUGAUACAAACGCGAGGCCAUCCAUUACCUCGUGGACCAACACCGCCUCCAGGAGCAGGUGCACCAGGACCUCAUGGACAACAACAAAUGUCAUCUAAUGCUACGGGUGAUGAGUUCUCCAUGGAUGACUAUAAUGAUUAUGCAAAGCUCGAGAGUGGGUUUGAAAACGACCAAGCAUUGCCACCUCAACAUCCACAGCAAAAACAGCGAGAACCAUCGACAUCGGACAGUUGGACCAACUUACAGCAUGAAAAGGCUUCUUCGCGUCACCAAGAAAGUGCUUGGGAUAAAAUUCGUACUCAAAAUGCACCAGACAGCGCUUGGGCUAAAUUACGCGGGGAAGCACAAAAGGAUCCAGACGCAUUGAAUCAACGCAAAAUUGCACAAGCACGUGACCAAGUCGCAAAGUCGUUACAACAACGAAGUCAGGAUGCUUCAGAAGAAUUGCCUCGAACGCGUGAAGAGACAGAACAUCGUGGCGGAUCUAUGCGACGAAAUCAGUGGGGCGAUCCGAUCGAGUAG